AUGAAAGCUCAUAGGAGGGAGGGAGAGAGAGAUCCCUGAAUGAGGAUCUUCCUGGGAUUAGACAGAGAGGUCCCGUGAAGUGCAAAGACACAGAAAUCAGGGUUUUAUUUCUCUCUCUUCGGCUACUGUAGCGAGUCAGUAAAAGCAAAAAAAAACAAACAAACAAAAAAACCAAACAAAAUAAAACAAAUCAGCAACUAGUCUGGCUGUUUUUCUGCUGGAGCUGACUGUGGGCAGAAAGAAGGAGGUGCGCUCCGGUGCGCUCCAGACGCACAGCAUGGAGGAGGUGGAGAGGAGCUGAGCGCACAGACAGGACGCCUCUCCGGGAUGUGAACUGAAGUUGUGGUAGAAUGGCCACCCAUGUGGCGACAACAGCCGAGGGAUGGGAGCUUUUUACCACCACUACUUCAACCAGCAACACCACCACCCUCCAACCACCGACCUCCGCCGGCUUUUCCACCGACUCACCAUCGCCUCCUCUCUGAGCAUCCUCUGCUUCUCCUUGGUCUACCUCCUCACCGGAGGCUGCGAGUCGGAGCUCACGGAGAACUCUGACAUCAAGCCGUCUGCGCGGGACUUCGUGGUGAGGGGGUCGGGAUGGGCGCAGGAGGGGAACGGAACCGAUGCUCUGGGCAGCAGCCACCCGGCGCUGGAGGGCAACAGCUCGGGGAAAGAGUGGACAGCCGCGCGGAGGCUGCCCCAGGCUCUUAUCAUCGGGGUUAAGAAAGGGGGCACCAGGGCUCUGCUGGAGUUCCUGCGGCUCCACCCGGACAUCCGCGCCCUGGGGUCCGAGCCGCACUUCUUUGAUCGGCAUUACGCACGGGGACUGGAUUGGUACAGGAGUAUGAUGCCCAAAGCCCUUGACGGACAAAUAGUGAUUGAGAAGACGCCGCGGUAUUUUGUCACAGUGGACACACCAGCACGGGUCCAUGCCAUGUCUCAGGAUGUGAAGCUGAUCGUGGUUGUUCGUGAUCCUGUGACACGAGCCAUAUCGGAUUAUACGCAGAUCAUCUCCAAGACGCCUGACAUCCCACCCUUUGAGAGUCUGGCCUUCAAGAACCGCACCACAGGUCAGAUUGACUCUCUGUGGAGCCCGUUGUGGAUCGGCCUCUAUGCCCAGCACAUGGAGCGUUGGCUGGCAUGGUUCCCCAGAAGUCAGAUCCAUCUGGUCAGCGGGGAGAGGCUCAUCUCUGACCCGGCUGGAGAACUGGGGAAAGUCCAGGACUUUCUGGGUCUUCAGAGGAUAGUCACAGACAAACACUUCUAUUUCAACAAAACUAAAGGAUUUCCUUGCUUAAAGAAACCAGAGGGCAGCAGUAAACCCCACUGUCUGGGAAAGACAAAAGGGAGGACACAUGUCUCCAUAGACCCAGAGGUGAUUCAGAAACUGAGGGAUUUCUACAAGCCUCAUAACCAGCGCUUCUACCAGCUUGCAGGGCAAAACUUUGGAUGGCACUGAUCCUCUACCUGCAUGAAGUUAGACGCCUCAGUUGGCACUGCUUUAGUGCAAAUCUUCUGUCUGACUGAGACAGAUGAAACGACUCAGUGCGCUAAACACAGUCAAUAAUGUCUCCAGCCAAGGAGAAUCUCCAUAGACCUCUUUCUGAAAUCUUAGUGUCAAUACAUUCUGUCUGCAUCAGCCAUUCAUCUUGACAUGUCAGAAAUACCGCUUUGUGCUUCUGCGAAAGAUGCAUUCAGACUGUGGUUGGUAUAGGGUGUGGUUUUAUGAUGAUUGGUAUAAACAAAAAAGCUUUCAGUGUCUGACUUACAAGCUGUUAUAGUUGUACAAAGAUGCUAAAACUCAGUGUCUGUGCAAUUUUUCUUCUAUACAUUUCAGACUUUUCACAGCUCAAUGUUUUUCUGUAGAUUUUACAACAUAUUGCUUAUUGAUUUCAUUGAUAAUCAACAUAUAGAUUAAAAUUUUAAACAUGAUAAGCUAUGUGAAUCUAUAAAUCCGUGCCAGGGCUCUAAAAUCACUAUAAUAUCUUUUAGUUUCAACAUUUUAUGACUGCUUUGAGUGUUUGAUUGUAUUUUCUCUGACUCUUUUUAUGUAUGAUGUGGACUUUCUGUCCAGGCCCCUCUUGCUAAUGAGAUCUAGAUGGCAGUAAAGUUUGGUUUUGGUAAAAUAAAGGAAAAGUGAUGAAUUAA
Molecule: messenger RNA, 2148 nt
Organism: Cyprinodon tularosa
Lineage: Eukaryota; Metazoa; Chordata; Actinopteri; Cyprinodontiformes; Cyprinodontidae
Gene: hs3st3l
Product: heparan sulfate (glucosamine) 3-O-sulfotransferase 3-like
Exons: 3
Coding region: 383-1459 (358 amino acids)
Molecular function (GO): [heparan sulfate]-glucosamine 3-sulfotransferase activity
Source: RefSeq, a predicted model, not a curated record